This is a messenger RNA of Harpia harpyja (harpy eagle), 7259 nucleotides long. RefSeq names its product protein ELYS-like. Bases 160 to 6981 code for a protein of 2273 amino acids. The record is from RefSeq and is a predicted model, not a curated record. Lineage: Eukaryota; Metazoa; Chordata; Aves; Accipitriformes; Accipitridae. The transcript is spliced from 36 exons.
GGGAGCGGCUCGGCACGGAUCGGGGCGCGCGCGCGGCAGAGCAGGAACCGAGCGCGGAACGGGGCGCACUCUGUGGCGCAGUAGCCUCGCGUGGCGCGGCCGGGCAGGCGGAGGCCACCGCAGCCGCUGCGGGAGAUGCCGCCGCCCUCAUCGUGAAGAAUGCGAGACCUAUCGGCUCAGGUAACGAGCAGUCUGCUGCAGUUUCCAGAGGUGACUACUCAGGCACUUGGGCAAGAUGAGAUAACCCUAGAUUCUGUGCUGAGCGGGAAGUUUUCUGGAGGGAGAAAUGGUUUGGCAUGGUUGGCGUGUGGUCCUCAACUGGAGGUAGUGAACUCUGUGACGGGAGAACGGCUCUCUGCUUACCGUUUCAGUGGUGUAAAUGAACAGCCUCCCACCAUUCAUGUGGUAAAGGAGUUUUCCUGGCAGAAGAGAACGGGACUGCUGGUUGGGUUGGAAGAAGCAGAGGGAAGUGUUCUCUGUCUGUACGACCUUGGAAUAUCGAGAGUGGUUAAAGCAGUUGUUCUUCCAGGAAGGGUAACUGCUAUAGAACCCAUAACGAAUCACGGAGGAGCCAGCGUGAGCACUCGGCACCUACAUCAGAGUCUGCGAUGGCUCUUUGGAGUGGCAGCAGUGGCUACAGAUGUUGGUCAUCUACUUCUGGUGGACCUUUGCUUGGAUGAUUUAUCUUGCAGUCAGAAUGAAAUAGAAGCAUCGGAUCUAGAAGUUGUCACUAGAAUUCCUGCUGAAGUUCCACAAAGAAGAGAAACUGUGACCAGAGAAGGGAGACAUCUCUGCUUUCAACUACAAAAUCCUUCAGGAACAGCAAUAUCGACCCUGUGCUACAUAAGCAGAAGCAAUCAGCUCGUUGUGGGUUUUUCAGAUGGCUACCUGUCACUGUGGAAUAUGAAAACUUUGAAGAGGGAGCACCACUCUCAGCUUGAAGGAGGAAGGAUUCCUGUCUAUGCUGUUACUUUUCAGGAGCCUGAGAAUGAUCCUCGCAAUUGUUGCUACUUGUGGGCUGUUCAGUCUACACAAGAAAGUGAAGGUGACGUUGUGAGUUUACAUCUGUUGCAGUUAGCAUUUGGUGACAGAAAACGCUUGGCCUCAGGACAAGUCAUGUAUGAGGGUCUGGAAUACUGUGAUGAAAGGUACAGUUUAGAUCUUACGGGUGGAGUCUUUCCCUUGAGAGGGCAGACCAGCAAUACCAAACUACUGAGCUGUCAGACCGUAGAAAAAUUUCGCAACCAUGUUGACAGAGAGGAUAGUGUUAAUGAAGUAAUAUCGCCUGACACCAGUGUAUCAAUCUUCAGCUGGCAAGUGAAUACAUAUGGUCAGGGAAAAGCAUCUGCUUAUUUGGGUGUAUUUGACAUUAAUCGCUGGUAUCAUGCUCAAAUGCCAGAUUCACUAAGGCCAGAAGAAUUCCUUCAGGAUUGCCCCUAUUUUGCGUUGUGGUCACUGGAUACUGUAAUAAGCAUGACUUCUCCAAACCCCAUUUUGGAUAUUCUGGUACACGAGCGGAGUCUAAGUCGGGGAGUUCCUCCUUCUUAUCCACCACCUGAGCAGUUUUUUAACCCAAGCUCCUACAAUUUUGAUGGUACGUGCUUGCUGAACUCUGGAGUUGUUCAUAUGACUUGCACCGGCUUCCAGAAGGAGACCUUGAAUUUUUUAAAGAAAUCUGGUCCUUCUAUAAGUGAAGCCAUUCAUGAUAGCUACAACAGGUGUCUUGUAGCUGGCUUGCUGUCUCCAAGACUAGUUGAUGUCCAGCCAUCCAGUUUGAGUCAGGAGGAGCAGUUAGAAGCGGUAUUGUCAGCUGCUGUCCAGACAGGUUCUUUAGAACUUCUGACUGGAUGCAUUAAACAUUGGGCAUCUGAAGCGCAGCCAAGUUCUGCUGCUAAUUUACGGUUUGUUCUUGAGUGGACAUGGAACAAAGUGAUCUAUACAAAAGAUGAGUUUGACCAAAUAUGUGUUCCGCUGUUUGAUGGCUCUCGCAACUUUGUUGACCCGCAGACGUUACAGUCUCUUCAGCACUGCCAGUUGCUUUUGAGCAACCUUAGCACGGUCUUAACCUGUUUUCUAACAGAAGCACAAGAGCUUACUGAAAAAGGUUUUGCAGACUUGACAAACAAGCAGGUGGUCACUGGCCUCCUUUCUUUGUAUGCACAAGUGAUCAUCUGGUUCUGUCGAUCCAGUCUCCUUCCAGAGGGUUUAGAUGAUGCUAUGCAUUUGGGUAGACCUUUCUACAAUUACCCUCUGAUUCAGAGCUACUACACUGGUCAUCGACAGAAACUUGAGCGUUUAUCAAGAGGAAAAUGGGAUUCUGACUGCUUGAUGAUUGAUGGAAUGGUUUCCCAGUUAGGAGACCAAGUUGAGAAGUUGUGGCGGAGAGAUGAAGGAGGAACUGGGAAAUACCCACCUGCUAGUUUACACGCACUGCUGGAUCUCUAUUUGCUAGAAAGCAUUGAAGAAAGCUACAAACAUGCAAUUACAAUUUACUUGCUGCUAGAUAUCAUGCAUUCCUUUCCGAAUAAAACAGAAACUUCAAUCGACUCCUUCCCAACUGCCUUUGCUAUCCCUUGGGGACUUGUUAAGCUUAUUCAAGGUUUUUGGCUUCUAGAUCACAAUGAUUACGAAAAUUCACUGGCCCUGCUCUUUCAUCCAGCUACAAUCAAAACAGUGUCAUGGCAGCACGUGAGAAUUAUUCAAUCCCUGAUGUGCCAAGGAGAGCAUAGGCGAGCCCUCAGAUACAUACAGAUGAUGAAGCCAUCAAUGUCAAGCAGCAGUGAAGUGCGGCUUUUCCUCACUGUGUUGUUGUCCAAUAGGUGCGUGGUGGAGGCUUGGGGUCUGCUGCAUCAACAUGCCACGAAGUUAAACAUCGAAGAGCUGUUAAAACACAUGUAUGAAAUCUGUCAGGAGAUGGGACUAAUGGAAGACUUACUGAAGCUACCUUUCACAGGCACUGAACAAGAGUGUUUGGAGAAGUUUUUACAGAGCGAUGCUGCUGUUCAGAAUCCUGAAUUUCUUUUAGUCCACCAUCUGCAGCAUGCCAACUAUAUCCCAGCGCUGCAGUUGAAUCAUUCAAUGAACGUUAAUCUUAUGAAUGAUCGUGAGCCUCGCUUGAGAGAGAGAGCAGUUGCCAGAAAUUCUAUAUUAGACCAAUAUGGCAAGAUCCUUCCUAGAGUUCAAAGGAAGCUGGCUGUAGAGAGAGCCAAGCCUUACCACUUGCCUUCAUCGGUCUCAAGAGAAGUCGCAAGACCAAAGCCAUUAUCAACAAUAACAAAACAAGCAAAUGCAGGAAAUGUGCAUACAAGAGCAACGUUCAUCAGCAAUGUAUUGUCCAAAAUUGGAGAAGUAGGGGUAGACAAUGAGCAGAAAACCAGUUGCUCAUGCCGUGAUAGGCCUAGAGCUACAGAACCACCAGUCAUAACACGUCCUCUCCCGGAUGCAGAGUUGCCCGAUGCAUUUGUUGGGACACCUAUUACAAAAUUUUCACGAACCUAUUCCAGAUUGCUGGAUUUGGUGGUUCGUCCUAUUCCUUCAUGUUCUGCAGCACAGGGUGGUAGCUGGCAGUCACCAUGCAGAGCUUCUACUUCAUUCAUGGCAUCCAGCCCAUUGAAAUCAAAUAUGAAUGGUUCCAUCUCACAAAAGAAUUUUUCGAGAGCGUCAGAGCUGAAUUUACUGGCGACGCCUCUUGUGGUUAAGAGAGCUAAAGUUUUGGCCACAGCUGCUUCUGGUUUUCCUGCGUUUACUCCUCAGUCUAUUCUCAGAUCCAGCCUUCGCGCUACACCCCUAGCAACUCCCUCUGCAUCUCCAGGACGAUCAGUUACUCCUCCUCUACGAGCAAAGGAGCCUAGAAUAUCUUUCAGGGAAGAGAACUCGAAUGCAAAAUGGACUGUUGGGGUAACGGAAGAUAAUAAAGCACCGUCUGGAGUUUCAUCUGAGCAUCAUCACGGAGUGGUGGAGGAUGCUUGGUCUGAAAGUAGAGAUAAACCAACUCUGUUUCCUCUGAGCAAUCCCGAGGAUGAUGGUGCUGAAAUGGAAGAGUCUGGAGAUGGUUUGGAGAAAAUGGAUGUCAGCAAAGAAAACAGUAACUUCUCUGCCAGGUCAGACCAAACUGCUUUGGAGUAUCAUGAUGCAAAAUCACCUGGCGAUUUUGAAGAUGAUGUCAUCUUUAUAGCUGCUAAUCCAGCUAAUUCUUCCACUGAAGAAACUGCCGAUUUUGAAGAACUGGAGAAGGAGGAAGACAGUGAAAUAGUUGAAGAGAAACCCUUCCCGAUGGAACAACCAGGUUCAUCAGAACUAAGAAAAGCAGCUGGAUUUGUGGAAGAAUCAAAUGCUGAACGUCUUACCCUUCCUGAGGAUGGUAAAUUGUUGUUUAAAGCUGCUGAGGCUGCUACUUCUGGGACUGCAAGUGAAGGUGAAGCAAACCAGCAGGAGUCCAAAAUGUCCUCUUCAUCAGAAGAAAAAGCCAUACCAGUUGCAACAAACCCACAGCUUUCUGAAUCCCCGCAGGCAGAGGGUGAAUCUGUGAUACGUAUCCUUGACAGCGAGGAUGUGGUCAGUACUCAUUCAGAAAAUUGCCUUGAGGGGAAGUGUGUGGAUUUACCUGAAGAACGCAACCCAGAAGCAGCUGAAGAUGAAGGAAACGUUCCUUUUCCACAGGAAGAAGUGACUGUUUCUAACAAUCUUCCUAAAACUGAGGAAAUUAAUGUUAUUGAAGAUGGUGCGGUUAAGGCACAAACCUCAGAAGAAGCACCUGAAACAUCACCAUAUAGUGAACUACAUCCCUCAGACAAUCUUCAGUACAGCUAUGAUACUACAGAGCAACGGUUUGCAUGUCAUUUGCCUGAUCAAAGAGAUGGUGAAUGUGAUGCAGCUGAGGGAGAUGGAGAGCUUUUUCUAUCUCAGAGUAAUUUUACUUUAGUCUUGGAAGGAGAAGAAGGUGAAGCAGAGAUGGGAGACCCUACAUUAGUAGAUGCUUCUAAAGCAGCUGGCACAACAACAGAGGAAAAACCUGUCAGCAGUUUAGGAAAUACUGAAAACCAAGAACAUGUUACCAACUCGGUGUCCACUGUAACUAGUGAUCAGGAAUCUCAAAAUAUUGCAGAGUCGCUCCCGUAUGUGCCUGAACCCAUUAAGGUAGCUAUUGCUGAGAACUUACUGGACGUCAUCAAAGACACAAGAAGUAAAGAAUUUACAUCUGAAGUUGUAGAACAAUCUAUUCAUGAAACCAUAGGUAAAAAGGUAACUGGGUUCCAGAAGGCAAAAGCUCCCUUAAGAACCGUGCCAGAAGGAGAGGAAGACGAAACCAGCGUACGUCAAGUAGAGUACGGCAUCGCUCCUAGAACACGUGCAAGGGGACAACUGAGUAGAAGUCUAAGUACUCCAUCGGCAGGCACUCAGCAGCUACCGAAGACAGGCAAACCAGGUCUGUUUGCACUGUCUCCUAGGAGAAGUACCAGGCGAACAAAAGAAGCACCCGAGACUUCUAGUCUUCAAACAGAAGAAAAUGCUCAAGAGGAGCAAAUGCUUGUGAUGCCUGUUACUCCUAGGAGAGGCAGGAAGCCUAAACCAAGCACUGCAGAAAAAGUAGAAAGCAGUCUUUCUGAGGGACGAACAUUGUCCCUCCGUACACAGUCCAUAGCUGCUACUCCAAGAAGAGGAUUAAGGAGAGCGAAGGAAGCUGCAGCUGAACUCUUGGAAGAGGCUGAUGAGGAAACUUCUCUUGCUGAAGGUAGCAUUAUCGCUUCUGCUACUUCCCAAAGGACUAGAGGAGGGAAAAGUUCAGCAGGAGGUCAAGAAACUGGCCAGAUUGACACUGGUCAUAAGAUAAAAACGUCAGUCAGUCCCAGCAGAAGUGCAAGAAAACUGAAAAGCGUUAAUUUACAAUUUAUGGAAAAUAUUGUCAAGGAUCAAGAGGUGCAGCCUAGUGCCCAACUCCUUUUACCGGUGCCAACUAAAAGAGGCAGAAGAAGAAAGAUGAGUUCAUCAGAAGUUUCAGAAAAUUCUGACCUUGAUCUGUCUAAAUCAUCGCUUCCUCAAACAGAAUUCAAACCUCCCGUCACUCCGAGAAGAAGUGCCAGGAAGGGGGCACAAAAUCUCCUGGCAGACACAGAAUCUCUCUCUGCUCAGGAAGACGUGCGUGCAGGUGGGAAAUUGGGAAUUCUUGGUACUCCUAAGAGAAGAAUAAGAAGAGUCCCACAUGCUAAACUAGAAAAAACGGAUGCUCCUGAGCAAAGAGCUGCUCAGCCAAACGAGGAAUCAAGCACACCCAGGACUACAGUAAGAACAGGGCAUCGGGGCAGAAAGAGACGAUUAGUAUUGGAGGAGAGCGCAGGGGAGGAGGCCUUCCCCCAAGGACCUGGUGGCAGCCCUUUGCUGCUUGAAGAGAGAAACCCAUCAGGACAUGCUGAAACAUCAAGAACUUUAACAGGUCGUAUUACAAGAACCAGAUCCCGUAAAACUUCUAUGCUUCAGAAACUGUCUCUUGAGGAAAAUGAGUCCUUCCUUUUCUCUCCUCCUCUCACUAAGCUGACAAAGAAAUUUAAAGCUGGAAAAGCAGACCAUCCUGUGCAGCUUAAGGAUAUAGACCCGGACUUGUCUUCUCAAUUUGUCUUUUCACCCCCUCUGUUGAGGUCAAGGAGAAAAAAUGAAUCUAGUAUUUCCCAAAUUGUGAAAGAACCAGACCUUCCAACUAAAGAGGAAGAGGAUACCAAAUCCAUAGAGUCUGUGGGAAAACAAAAAUUGAAGAGAGGUAGAGCUGCAAAAUCAAAAAUGAAAAAAGCAAGCAAAACCACAAGAAAAGAAGGUUCUUGGUCACCUCCACCAGUGGAAAUAAAAUUCAUCUCUCCUUUUGGAAGUCCAGUGGACGGAACAAAAAGCAAGCAGCAAGAAACCGCAGAUGCAGCAGAGAAGAUGCUACGAAAGAACAAAAAAAGACUGUCUAAUUUUCCAAAGCCAGUUGGGCGCCGGAAGAUGCUGUAACUGUUUUUUAAGUUUAUACUGUACACCACUGUUUGUAAAGUCAUCAAAAUUGUGUGGGUUAGUAAAAAGAAAAAAAAUCACCUAAUUUGGAAGAGAUAAUUUAUAUAAAUUAUUGUAAAAUUUCAUAAACAAAUGGUCUUCAGUAAGUAACUCCAUAUGGAGUGUGAUUUCUUCAGUCAAUGCAGUUUUCUAUUUUAUAUUAAGACUUCAUACAUUUAUAUAAUAUGUAAAUACAGCUUAUUUUAGGAAUGUUAAAUAAAAAUGUAUACUUCACAAUA